AUGUCGCUACAAAUUGCUGUAGCUCAUACGGGCCAGCGUCUUGACGCUGAUCCCGUUGCCUUUACUUCGGUCGAUGCGCUCAAGUACUGGAUCUCAAGGACUACAGAGAUUCCGCCUGAGCAGCAGGUCUUGCUCACAACCCAAGGCAAGCAUAAGGAGAUAUUUGUAUUUAGUCGCGAGAUCUCCAACAACCCGCAGGCUGCCAUAUCCUCAACGCCUCUACCCGAUCACUUCACCCCCGAAGAUGCGCCAAAUCACCUCGCCAGCAAUACAGACCUUGGAGCAUGGCAAGCGCUCUUCCAAGCCCGCCGCAACUGGGCGUUUGCGCUUCUCGAGAAGUCACACUCCAUGUCACGCAUAGCCUCCAAGCACUUUGCCGAGCAAGCAACCAUCGAAAGGGCUACACAAGUCGCAGUUGGAAACCAUGAUGCGCAUAUCAAGGGGUUGGAGCAAAAGUAUAAAGCAGCCAAGGAGUGGUAUGAUGGGGUAGAGAAGGAAGCGGGAGACAACCUCCGGAGGCUGGACAGGGAUUUUGCACAGCUAGGAACAGUUUCCGCUAUCCUGAACUUCAAGCGAUUUUUGGCCAAGGAAAUGCGAUCUGCAAAGAAUGUACCCAGCAAUGUGAUUGUUCGUGAGACGCUCCAGGACUUUCUCGAUGUCGAGGCGGUCAAGAUGGCCACGGCGACUAGCCAGCGCGUACGCGAGGCUUUUGGAAAGCGCAUGGACAAGAUGAACAUGCAGCUAGAGAAGAUUGCGGCAGACUACAACGAUUUGUUGAAAGCGGUUGGUCAGAGUCAGAGCCGGUCCGUGGUCGACGAUACCGAAGAGCCCGUCCGCCUGUACAACGAAAUCGACGCAGUAGCAAAAAAGGUCGAAUCAGACCUUGAGCAUGUAAUGGGGCUCGAGGCAAGCUCCAAAUCAGUCGCCCAAGUCUCCAAGAUGGCUUUGUUGCAUACCCGAAAUUUCCUGCCAGCCAUACAGGAAUACAGUGUAGAAAUGAGCGAUCUCGUGCGACGGGCUGUGGAGCAAAAGAAUGCAGCCAUCAGAAACUCGGUUGAGAGCAUGCAGGGCAUCGCCAACAUUGAGUCCUUCAUAGCAAGCAUGGGCGCAGAUCUCGAGCAAAUCAGCAUACCGCACGAAGGGGUUGCAGCCUUUGAGCUUAUCUCUCUAGUCGGUCGCCUACCAUACGUAUACGGCACGCUACUCGUUGAAGCUGUCCGGAGGCGAGAAUGGAUGGAGAGAAUGGAAAGGGAUACAUCAUCACUCGCUGAAGAAAUGGCAACUUUCCAGGAGGAAGAAGAGCGGCGGCGUAAGAGAUGGUUAAAGCCGAUUGCCGAUGUUGUUAACCUGGAAGCUGUGCAAGGAGGCGCACUUGGCUUUGAAAUGAACGUACAGCCUGAGAAGACGGUAUGGCCCACAGUCACCCGCGAAGAGCUCCGGGACUACCUCAAAGACCUGCAAAGACUCGAUGGCCAACAAUCUGAAGCCGAGGCAUUCGCUCAUGCUAUCAAAGAUCUGGACCGUCCUACAAAGCAACAAAUCAAGCGUGCAAAGAAUUUUAAAAUGGGUAGUGUGCAUGAGCCGGCUUUUGGUAGAGGUUCACAUCUUAUGAUGAGAGGUGAUGAUGAGUUGCGCGUGCUGAAGGAAGGCAAUGCAAAGCUUGAGGAGGAGCUGAGAGGCUAUAAGAGCCGUGUCCGCCGACUAGAAGACCUCGUACAUCGCCAAAACACUGUCAGCAGGCUCUCUAUAGGUGGUGCUCCUCCGUCAUUCAGCAUCCCUGAUGCAGCGGAACCUUCAACACCGACAACGCGCGUGGCCUCGCCAAGACCGAUGGAAGAAAACUCCAGACGUUCCUCCAUCUCCUCCAGGCGGCUUUCGACAAACACCGGACAAGAAGAUAAGCGUCGCAUCCUGCGCCUGGAGCAAGAACUCGCAGCCGAAAAGGAAGCUCGUGCGAAGCUCGAAAAUGAAGCUCAGUCACGGAGGGAUGAGGACGCCGAUCAACAACGUCGAUUCGAAGAGGCCAUGUCUACCACGAACAACAUCAUGGAGAACAUGCGAGCGCAACAGAAGGAGUUUGCCGAGGAGCGAAAGUCGCUAGAAGAUGAGAUUCGAGUCUACAAGGCCAGGAUUGAGGAGGCUGAAGACGAGUUGGAUCGCAUUCUUGGUAGUCGCGACAACGAGCGAAUUGGUAUCGAUACCAGAGUACAAGAACUCGUUGCUGAACUAGAGCAGACGCGCAAGGAAGCGACCGAGCAAAAGACUCGCACAGAUGAGACUGAAGCACUACAGGCUGAAAUCAUCAAGCUCAAAGCUGCCAGGACACAAGAACGCGAAUCAUUAGCUACAGUGUUCAAUCAUCUUUCGCCAGGCACAAGUGUACCCGAUGAUCACUCGGCACUUAUUGCGCAGCUUGAGGAUGUGGCUGUGCGGUCACUGAACUACCAGAAGGAGCUCCAGCAGGCUGUGGCAGUGGCAAAGUCCGACAACGAGAAUGCUCAUGCCAGGAUUGAGGAACAAGAAAACAACUUCAACGUCAAGGCGGCUGAGCACGAGAAGGCAAUUGCUUUGGUCCGAGAAGAUCUAGAUGCAGAAAAGGCAAAGGCAGCCUCGAUUACCGCACAACUCGAAGAGGAGAAGAGCCAUCUGCAUGAUCUUCGAUCGAAAUUCGCUGAGGGCGAAACCGGUUCUGAAGCUCUGCGGAAGCGGGUGGAGGAGGAAGAGGCCAAGGUUGGUCGUCUUCAGACAGAGUUGGCCGAGAAGAACUCCCAUGCCAAUAGCCUUGAUGUCGAGCUUAUGCGGGCUGAGAAGAGGUUGCGCAAGCUGGAAGAGGUCGAUUCGUCGCGUACCCAUCAACGCAUGACCCGCGCAAAGGAUCUCAGUCAGCGUCUGUACACACAACACGAGCGCCUAGUCCGUCUGCUGGAAGCACUAGGUUUCGUCAUUACCCACGAGAAUGGCGAAAUGGUACUGCAGAGGGCGUCCAAACUUGGCAACAGCACUGUCAUGGCCGAUGCCAGCGCAGGAAUCAGCCGAAGCACAACCACGCCCUCGCCUACUCCCCUGAAGCGCUUCCUAGAAGAUAUAGGCGAUUUACACUUCCUUCAAUGGACAGAAGCAAUGAGCCCAGAAGAGGAAGACCAGCGCUACCAUGAGCUGAUUUCCAAGCUGGAUCUCUUCAACAUUGAGAUAUUCAGCGAUGCUGUGGCCAAGCGCAUGCGCGACAUGGAGCACACGGCACGAAAGUGGCAAAAGGAAGCACGAGCAUACCGUGACAAAGCACACCGAUUCCAGGCCGACUCGCACGACAAGAUUGCGUAUCGUUCCUUCAAGGAAGGUGAUCUCGCCCUUUUCUUGCCAACCCGCAACAACGCGCAUCGUCCUUGGGCCGCCUUCAAUGUCGGAGCGCCGCAUUACUUCCUUCGCGAACAAGACACACAUCGCUUGGGAGGAAAGGAGUGGCUUGUGGCACGCAUAUCGAAAGUAGAAGAGCGUGUUGUUGACCUAUCCAAAACGCUGGAUGGUCCACCUCGGGCAUCGUUAGACGAUCGCUCUGUUGCUUCGAGCAACGCAGUGUCGUUUGAAGACGACAACCCCUUUGAGCUUUCCGAUGGGCUACGCUGGUACCUGCUGGAAGCUACCGAGGAGAAAGCCAUGGCACCCGGCACCCCGGGCAUCAAAGGCGCCGUGACCGUCAAGAGCAGUCUUGAAACCGGGCAAGGCGAGAUGCAAAAGUCAAAGAAAAAGUCCUUGAUGGACCCAGCUACACAGCUCGGAAAAUCGCUCGAUAGCCGUCGCAGCAGUGGCACUAGUAAGAAGAGUGCCCCUCUAGCAGGCAAGAACAAUUCCGCAGAAGCCCUCUCGCCAGGCGAGCGCGCAAAUUCCACCCCCAACUCCGCCACCGCAACACGAGGCGGGAGCCCCGCCGGCACACAUGGCCCCAGCCACUUACGAGAAACCGAGACAAACGGCACAGAACCAGACAAGACGGCCUACGACGGAAACGGAACCAAUGUGCGCGACCUACUCUGGGGACCUUAG
Bipolaris oryzae ATCC 44560 is the source of this 4041-nucleotide messenger RNA. RefSeq lists its product as uncharacterized. NCBI's taxonomy places the organism in Eukaryota, Fungi, Ascomycota, Dothideomycetes, Pleosporales, Pleosporaceae. The record is from RefSeq and is a predicted model, not a curated record. Gene Ontology annotation, molecular function: molecular adaptor activity; protein kinase binding. The transcript is spliced from 2 exons. Gene Ontology annotation, biological process: piecemeal microautophagy of the nucleus; autophagy of peroxisome; positive regulation of protein phosphorylation. The coding region runs from base 1 to 4041 and encodes 1346 amino acids. Gene Ontology annotation, cellular component: phagophore assembly site membrane; Atg1/ULK1 kinase complex; extrinsic component of membrane.